AUGUUGUUGUCUCCUUGUCAUUGGCGCAAAACCAUAGCGCUGAGUUGGGCUCUUGCGGCUCUACUACUCACCAUUCAAGUUGCCAGUGUUUCAUCUGUGGCAACAUCCUUGCCAGACGGAGACCAGCGAUGCAAAGGUACGGACUUGGACUACUCCAGACUCCAGACUGUCUCAACCGACAAUGCCGCAGGCAUGCAUGCUCGAGCUUCGUCAGAUGAUGGAGCCACGAGUUCGUUUGUUGUCAAUCAAGCCUUUCCAGUCCGCCUUGCCACUGCUGGAGUGAAUGGAGAGGCUUCGCCUUGUGUUGUCCAGCGCUUGCGCAUCAAUGAAGCUAUCAAUGGCAUCCCAGUCUACGGAGCCGACUCGGUUGUAACCUUGGAUGAAUGCUACGGCGCAGAACUGGUGGCCGAUGCAGCCACAACAGACAUCAAAGCUCAUGUGGAAGACAUUGGCUUCACAGGGCUCACUGUUCGAGAGGUUACUGGUAAAUCUUUCUCGUCUGUCCAGGUCAAACGAGGCUAUACCCCUCUCUUUUCAGCGGAAGAUACCGUUAACUACUUGUCCACAGAAUUUCAAGUUGACAAGGAUAGUGGCAAUAUCGAGCCUCCAAAGCUCUACAUCUAUGUUACAGAACCAGAAGACUACUUGGCGUACUUCUCCGAUUUGCUGGUGAAGACUGAUGAUGGGGAAACCAAUGUUAUCCGCGUCAUUGUGCACUCGUACGAUCUCACCAUUCUGAGCAUUUGUCUUCUAUCAUCAUCCAAAACCGUGAAUGAAAGAAGACAUUUGCGCCAAGACCAACGGGAGCUUCAGUCCGAGUCAUGCUACACCUGUGCUAUCAAUGAAACGUUGACACUUUCUGGCACCACAACCACACAGGAGAUACGAUCCUUGUACUUGAACAACACGGGGAAGAAUGCUAUUGUGACGGAGGCAACGGCCCAAUCCGACGGAAGGACUGUCAAUGUCCCAGGCUCAGUGCCUUCUGUUUUCUAUAAUGGAACGUACAAUUGCUUUAGCCGUCUUAGCGGCUGUGUUCUUUCGGAGCUGCCCACUGGUUGUGCUGAUGCUCUGAGUGAUGUUCACUAUAUUUCAGUGGUAACUCUCCAGUACUUGCAGUCUGCUCUGAAUGUCAUGGGCGGUUUGGCAGUCUCAUCAAGCAGUCCUCAAUCAGUGAGAGCAUUGACCCACGUUGAUGCACCAGUCUGCACUUCCAACUACUACCAAAACCAACUCUUCUGUGUGGUAGCCCGUGGUGUCACACAGUACAGCAGCGGUUUGGGCAUUGGGGGGCAGAGUGGAGCUUUGCUUGUUGGCUACUCGGAUAUCUAUGGCACAGUUAUCGAAUUUCUCGUGAACGAUUCUCUUGAUACACCAGACUUUUUGGUUGGGGAACGGCUUAAAGGUUCUCAUCCUGUUGUUUUCCGGUACAUGGAGAAUCCGCCGGAUGACGGUAGAUCCAUUGGAAGUGUCUGUGAAUACGAUAUCUCUGUUGGUGUAAGGCAACAAAUGUGGUUCCGGUUCUCUAUUGACUUCUAUUCUGUCCUCACAAACGCUGUAAUCAUUCCUCCUUUGAAGGACUAUAGAUCUAAUGCUGGUGUCCCAAACAAGGCGUAUGUCAAAUCGGUCCGAGAGUGCCAGGCUCAUUCUUGCUCAACAUCUGAGUCCGAAUGCGCCAUACUGCUGGGUAACUUGUUCAUGUACACCAACAUCUAUCGCCUUUCAUCAACUAGCACAUUCUUGGAUGCAGCCGCUCAAACCUGCUCUGCAGUUAGUGAGUUCUUCACAAAUACCGGCCCUACCACAUCAUGCACUACCACGGAAGUAAUGUCGUUUAUUGUUGCCGGCUGGGCGUCGGUAAGCGUUGAUAUUGACAGCAGCACUUGCACAGCUGUGGACAACUGUCCAGCAGAACCAUCGGCAGCUCCCACCCCACGUCCCGAUCCUCAGUUUGGAUGUCAAAGCGCUACUUCAGUUUCAAUCCCCUCAACUUUGACCGGGGACACCUCAACAGCUAUGACCUUCUCGUCUCAAUCUUGUGGCUCUGCAAGAAACCACAACAGUCCUGGAGUUUGGUACAGUGUUACCGGAACUGGCAAUUCUAUCGUGGCUUCGUUGUGUAAUACAGCAGGUGGGGAUACUCAGCUCAGUGUUUGGACUGGGUCCUGCUCCAAUUUGCAGUGCGUUGUCGGGAACGAUGACCAUUGCUCUGUUAGGUCACAAGUUACUUUCCCAACCACUUUGGGCCAAACGUACUACAUUUACGUCUGGGGGGCGCUUUCAUGGGUUAUUGCCAUAGAUAUGGACAACUUUUAUAUCUACGUCUUUGACAGUGACACUGGCACAGAGGUGAUGUGGCUCCCUGAUGUGGCUGGAUUCCAGUACAUUCCGGCCGCCAUGGCAUCUCGACCUGGAGAAUCUGGAGAAUCUGGACGCUUGUUUAUCUGGGGUAACCAGGACCCGUCGGGUACUGUCAUGUUUGGUCUUUUACGAGUUGGGGUUAGCCUUGACCCUUUGGCUGUAGGGGUAGUCCCGACUUCCCUGGUAGACUUGCAUGCAGGAGCUAUUGCAUUUCGACAUGGUGUUCUUUAUGGACUCUUUGGCACAAGUUUGUAUUCGUUGAAUGAAGUUACAGGUAUUGAAACGGUUGUAUGCCUGAACAUAGUGCCAAUCUUUUACCACGGGCAGGAGAUCACGGGCAUGGCCACAAACCCUACUACAGGCCUUCUCCAUUUGAUCACAUGGACCACCCCAACCAUGUACACGAUUGAUCCAUCCACGUGCACGCUUGAGACAGUUGGGCAGCUGAGUCCCCCGCCUAAUGGUACCUAUUGGGUGGUAGUUAAUUCAAUUGUGUGGAAUCCCAACACCAACAAGUUCCUUGGAGCCGGUCAUGAUAUCAUUUUUGACUUGGAUGUUGAUGGUACGGUGACACAUGUGCGUCAUUUUGAUAGUCGAAUGGCAAAACAUGGAAUGGCAAUGUACUCGGAUGUCUUCCCAACAGCACCCACGCCCUUCCCCACCUCAUUUCCAACCCCGCUUGCCACUCCAGCCACCCCAGCCCCCAUUGUGUCAACUCCAUUGCCGAGUCCAAAUCCAAAUCCAUUCCCAACCAAUUCUCCCGAUCCGGUCCCAACCAAUGCACCAACAGGAUCGGUCGGAACCCCUGCCCCAACAGGAGCGCCGUCCAAUUCUCCAACCAGUAUCCCAGCCACAGCAACACCCAUGCCCUUCCAAACCUCAAUCCCAUCACCCGUUCCAACGCCGCUUGCCACUCCAGCACCUAUUGCCCCGACCUGCAACGGGCUUGUGGAAGCAGUAGGCCAGUUUUUCCGAUUCUUUGGUGGCUGA
Seminavis robusta is the source of this 3351-nucleotide messenger RNA. Lineage: Eukaryota; Bacillariophyta; Bacillariophyceae; Naviculales; Naviculaceae. The record is from the annotation of a GenBank genome assembly.